CAAGUCUUCAUCGAACAAGAUGACGACAUGCUGGAGGCUGCCAAAGCAUCUCUGGGCAUCUACCUACAGCUCACCAGGCUCAAUAAAUAAUUGUUGAAGGAAUGAAAAUACCAUGGAAGGAGGAAGAGCAGCGACAGAAGAAUGUUUCAGACGUUUAAAGAAUGGUUUUGGCUGGAAAGGUUCUGGCUCCCUCCCACAAUCAAGUGGUCGGAUCUGGAGGAUCAGGACGGCCUCAUCUUUGUGAAGCCCUCUCACUUGUACAUGACGAUUCCAUAUGCCUUCGUCUUGCUGAUCAUCAGACAUUUCUUUGAAAAGUUUAUUGCUGCCCCUCUGGCGAGGACCUUUGGCAUUAAAGAAGGUCGGAGGAAGAUCACGCCAAAUGCAGUCUUAGAGACAUUCUUCCAGAAGGGCACAAGAAAACCCUCCAAAACUGAUCUCUACAGCCUGGCCAAGAAGAGCAGCCUAACAGAGCGCCAGGUGGAGAGAUGGUUUCGGAGUCGGCGGAACCUAGAUCGGCCCUGCAGAAUGAAGAAGUUCCAGGAGGCCUGCUGGCGGUUCACAUUCUACCUCGUGAUCACCAUUGCUGGGAUUGCAUUUCUCUAUGACAAACCGUGGGUGUAUGACCUAUGGGAGGUGUGGAAUGGCUACCCCCGACAGACCUUGCUGCCUUCCCAGUACUGGUACUACAUCCUAGAGAUGAGUUUCUAUUGGUCUCUCUUGUUCAGCCUUGGCACGGAUGUCAGGAGGAAGGAUUUCUUAGCACAUGUCAUCCACCACCUCGCUGCCAUUAGCCUGAUGAGCUUCUCGUGGUGCGCGAAUUACAUCCGCAGCGGCACCCUCGUCAUGAUCGUGCACGACGUGGCUGACAUUUGGCUGGAGUCCGCGAAGAUGUUCUCCUACGCCGGCUGGAGGCAGACGUGCAACAUGCUGUUCCUCAUCUUCUCCACCAUCUUCUUCAUCAGCCGCCUUGUGGUUUUCCCCUUCUGGAUCCUGCACUGCACCCUGAUCAUCCCGCUGCACUACCUCGAUCCCUUCUUCUCCUACAUCUUCCUCAACCUGCAGCUUCUGCUGCUGCAGCUCCUGCACCUCUACUGGGGCUACUUCAUCCUCAAAAUGCUCAAGCGCUGCAUCUUCAUGAAGAAUAUCCAGGACGUGAGGAGUGAUGAUGAGGAUGAGGAUGAAGACGAGGAUGAGGAUGAGGACGAGGAUGAGGAGGGGGAGGUAGAAGCUACGGAAAGCAAAGAGAGAGACUGUUUGAAGAAUGGCCUUGGGGCCAACAGACACCUCACCCCCAACGGCCAGCAUGGCCGCUAGCUCUGAGCCCGCCAAUGCUGGGGCACUGCGAGCUGCCAGGACUGUCAGACGCUGGAAGUGGCCCCCUCCGUGUGGCCCGCAGCACCCACCGAGAACCCCGGGUCUGCCCACACCACUCCCUCCCCUGCCCUCCCAGUAUGUAUUUAAUGAAAUGUUGUUCACUU
This is a messenger RNA of Sorex fumeus (smoky shrew), 1478 nucleotides long. It is a transcript of the gene CERS3, whose product is annotated as ceramide synthase 3. Lineage: Eukaryota; Metazoa; Chordata; Mammalia; Eulipotyphla; Soricidae. Gene Ontology annotation, biological process: ceramide biosynthetic process. The transcript is spliced from 12 exons. The coding region runs from base 142 to 1314 and encodes 390 amino acids. The record is from RefSeq and is a predicted model, not a curated record. Gene Ontology annotation, cellular component: membrane. Gene Ontology annotation, molecular function: sphingosine N-acyltransferase activity; DNA binding.